Messenger RNA from Ascochyta rabiei, 4143 nucleotides. RefSeq lists its product as uncharacterized. Lineage: Eukaryota; Fungi; Ascomycota; Dothideomycetes; Pleosporales; Didymellaceae. Gene Ontology annotation, molecular function: phosphorelay sensor kinase activity. The transcript has 2 exons. The record is from RefSeq and is a predicted model, not a curated record. Gene Ontology annotation, biological process: phosphorelay signal transduction system; phosphorylation. Bases 1 to 4143 code for a protein of 1380 amino acids.
AUGGUCGAGGAAGAAUGCGCCGCCCCUCGCUCGAAAGCAGUCAAGGUGAAUUGUCUCCAUUGCGCGCUGGAUGAGGCCAUGGCCUCCCAUGGCUCUCAUGCCUCCCAUGGCUCUCAUGCCUCCCAUGCCUCCCAUGUCUCCCAUGCCUCCCAUGCCUCCCCUGUUCUCAACGCCUCCAACGCCUCCACGUCCCACGAGCAGCGCUACCACGAUGCCGUGACGAAAGAGCAAGAAGCGCAGCUGUACGCUGUCCGCACCCUGUCCGGCUUCAAGCGCGAGACGCUGCACGCCGACCUGGCCAGCUCGCCGCUGCUGGCCUACCUCGACGUCGACCAGCGGCCCUCGUUUGCCCUCCACGCCGGCUCCACCCCGCGCCCAAACGGCGGCCUCGAGCUCGUGUACACCAACCCGGCGCUGAGGGCCGCACAAGGCCUGCUGGCCCGCGUCGCCGGCCAGCAGAGCGAACAGGACCUGUUUGUGCACAGCGCUGCCCUGCACAGCGCCUUCCGGAACUGGCUGCUGGGUGUUGCCGACGAGCUGGAUGGGAGCAGGCGGGGCAACGCCUACGUCUUCGAGCGCCAUCUGUGGACUGCUGUCCACAUCGAACACUACACCAUUGUCAGCGGCGUGCCCGCCCACAUGCUCUGCUCCGACCCCAGCGAUGCGAAAACGCGCCCCAGCCUGAGCUCGAGCGCGAGUCCAACCUCAAAGGAGACAAGUGCCCCUCGACAACUACCCCUCCGCCUUUGCCUCCCCGCCCACGCUCCCGUGUGCGAGAACCCACUGGUCGACUCGCACCUGAGCGACGGUCCGCCCGGCGAGCUGGCCUCGGUCCGCCAGCAGCAUGGACCCUUUGACUACACGCGUCAGUCACCAGUGGGAACCCUGUCCGAACACAUCGUCUACUUCCGUGAGACGGACUGGUCACAAACGCCCCUGGGAGACAUGGCCUCGUGGUCGCCAGAGCUGCGCUGUGUCAUCAACACGAUGCUCAACGACACCCACCCUGCCGUACUGUUAUGGGGGGACGAGGCCAUCAUGAUGUACAACGAGGCCUACAUCCAGCUGCUCGGACGCCUCCACCCCUGCAUGGGCAAGAGCGCUCGCACACACGCAAGCAACUACUGGCCCACCUUCAUGCCCCUGAUCGAACGCAUCAACGCAACGGGCACCUCCUUGCCCGAGCACGACGUGCCCUUUUUCAUCGACAGACACGGCUUCCUGGAAGAAACCUACUGGUCCUUCCAGUUCGUACCCGUUCUAGACAGCGGCGGCCACAUCACCAGCUACUACCACCACCUCUUCGAGACCACCAAACACCACCUGCUUGAGCGUCGCGUGUCCAGUCUCGUCGAGCUGGGCAGCCAGACGGCCAACGCUCGAACCUUUUCGUCUUUCUGGGAAAUCGCCUUGCAGACCCUCGCGCUCAGCACAAACGACGUUCCCUUUGCACUUCUGUAUUCGACCGAGUACCAGUGCAGCUCAGACAUCAGCUCCCUCUCCUCGCCAGGCAUCAGCGCACCCACACCCUUGGGCAACUGUGUCUUCAAAGGCGCCAUAGGUGUCGAGAGCGGUCAUCCUUUCGCCCCACCCAUAAUCGACAUUCAAGACAACGCCUACGUGUUCCAAUCGUACCUCAUCGAAGCCGCCAGGCUCGGCAAAGCGACCAUCGUCCACCUGGCCGACCUGAAUCUCCCCGAGUCGGUACUUGCCAACGUCGACUGGCAGGGCUAUGGAGAUCCCUGCCGUGUCGUAGUCAUCUGUCCCAUCAUGCCCACUACUGGCGACAAUGCGCAAGUCGAAGGUUUUCUGAUUCUUGGAGUCAACCCACGCCGGCCGUUCGACCAAGACUACCAGAAAUUCGUGCACGUCGCCCUGAGAUUGCUGGCUACCGGUUUGGCCAGCGUAGCCUUGUUCGAUGCCGAGGUCAGGCAGAAAGAAAGGGCAAUCGAGAAUGCAGCUGCGUUGCAGAAACAGCUGCUCGACGAGAUCCAGGCGAAAGAGAAGAAGUUUCAGAGCUUUGCUGAGAGAAGUGACAUUGCCAUCUUCAUCAUGGAUGCAGUGGGCAAGUAUGUGUACAGGAACAGACGAUGGUACGACAUGUUCGAGAUCGCUGCUGACGUCGACGAUGCCAUGCAAGCAUGGUUGUCGAUUGUUUUUCCCGAGGACGUUCCUAAAUGCGAGGGUGUAUUCGGCAAACUGGUCAUGGAGAAAGUGCCGGUCAUCUUUGAACUCAAGACUAAGAUGCUAUGGUCGCCGCCGCCCGAGCUCCAGCAACCAGAGUGCGGCGCUUCACAACACCAUAGAUGGAUACUGUGCUCUGCCUAUCCAGAGCUGGGGCCAGACGAUGAAUUGUUAGAGAUUGUGGGGAGCGUGACCGAUAUCUCGAAGCAGAAGUGGGCAGAAGAACUUCAGCAAAUGCGCACUGAUAGUGCCCUGGAAAGCAAGCAGCACCUGGAACACUUCAUCGACACCACUUCGCACGAGAUGCGCAACCCCUUAUCUGCCAUUAUGCAAUGCGCCGAUGGUAUUCUCUCAUCCUACUCCUUUGGUGAUGGCAACCCGCCAAGCCCAACGACGUAUUUCCAUCUGCUCGAACAGACGCUAGACUCAGCACAGACAAUAGCGCAGUGUGCGCAGCACAUGCGGCACAUCGUCGAUGACAUACUGACAAUCUCCAAGCUUGACUCCGGCUUACUCGUCAUCACACCCGUUGAUGCUCAGCCUGAGAGUGUAGUGAAGCACGUAGUCAAAAUGUUCGAUUCCGAGGCCAAGGCCGCUGGCGUCGGACUUUCUUUCGUCAUAGAACAAUCGUAUCGAGACCUGGGGGUGAGCUGGGUCUCCCUGGACCCGACGCGAGUUUUGCAGAUUCUCAUCAAUCUACUCACCAACGCGAUCAAGUUCACACGUCUAGAAGAUAAAACACGUCGCAUCACAAUCACCCUUGCAGCGAGCGUCGAAGAGCCCGUCUCUACACCGGGUGGUAUUCAGUACGUUGAGGGCAAACUCAUUGGUGACGAUCGCCAUCUGGAACACGACUGGAAGCAGGGCCACACCCAGUUCGUUCAUUUCUCAGUCAGCGACACAGGUCGGGGCCUGACACAAGAGCAAACAACAUCGCUAUUCACACGUUUCUCCCAGGCCUCGCCCCGCACACAUGUACACUACGGUGGCAGCGGACUUGGGCUGUUCAUCUCACGCCAGUUGACUGAGCUCCAGGGAGGCUCUAUAGGCCUUUUCAGUGAGUACAGGAAAGGGAGCACGUUUUCUUUUUACAUCAAGGCCCGGCGUGUAAUGCCUACCAUGCUGCGCAAGGGCAGUUUGCCAGACAUCUUCCCUGAAGACAUACGCCACCGGAGUAAAAAACCAUCUCUCCAUCUCCCUCGAGAUUCAGUACCACCAAUCGUCUCCGAGAUUGUACACGAAGACAGCGAACCUUUGCCCCACCAUCACACAAGUCCCGGUAUCGAUGCUACUCCCACACCUGCUCCACCACCGACAUUCGAGUCACCCUCGUCCAUACCACGUCCCGCUACAGCGCCAGUCACUGCGUCCACCACAGAGGCACUUGGUCUCCCACCCCCUCUCGAUUUUGCCGAGCUAAAACGUGCAAAGAGCAUCCCCGAAACGCUGCACGUUUUAGUCGUAGAAGACAAUCUUGUAAAUCAAAAAGUGUUGGCCAAGCAACUGCGGAACCUGGGAUGUAUUGUCAGUGUCGCAAACCAUGGUAGGGAGGGCUUGGAUUUUCUGCCCAAGACCACACGGUGGAACCACGAGGCCUACAACGCACGCUCUCAAUCACGGCGCCCCAGCAUUCACGUCCCCGCGCCCGACGCGACUGCGGAGACGCUGCUAUCUGUGCCUGAUGCUGCAGAUGACCCGAUCGAAUUGAGCCUCAUAUUGAUGGAUUGGGAGAUGCCUAUCAUGAAUGGACUCGAUGCAGUCGCAAGGAUCAGGGAGCUGGAGAGAGAUGGCUUGCUGUUGGGCAGAGUCCCCGUCAUUGGCGUGACGGCGAACGUCAGGCCGCAGCAAAUCGAAACGGCGAUUCAAGCAGGCAUGGACGAUGUUGUGAGUAAGCCGUUCAGAGUUGCCGAGUUGUUGGCCAGGAUGAGAGGGAUCGUGAAAGGUGUUGGGGAGAUAUGA